Messenger RNA from Tripterygium wilfordii, 860 nucleotides. RefSeq lists its product as uncharacterized. The record is from RefSeq and is a predicted model, not a curated record. The transcript is spliced from 2 exons. The coding region runs from base 205 to 744 and encodes 179 amino acids. NCBI's taxonomy places the organism in Eukaryota, Viridiplantae, Streptophyta, Magnoliopsida, Celastrales, Celastraceae.
AUAUAUAUAUAUAUCCAUCCAUAUUUCAUUCUCAAUGGAUCCAGAAGAAAUUUAUGAAGAAUCCAUGAUACCAAGAUUAACAGCACUAGAAGGCACGAGAAUAGCAGAAUACCCCGGCACGGGAAGAGCCAUGCUUGAAAUUGAGCUGAUAGAGAAAUGCCUUACGGUGACUUACGUCGACGGUGAAAUCCUCCUCGACCGCGAAUGAGAUACCCGCCAAUCUCAUUUCCCCCAACUCUCACUCGGACAACUCACCGAAUCGUACAUGCUCAGACCUAUUCUCUACGACAGUCCAUCCAUUGCGACAUCUUAAUGUACAGUGAUUUGGAUAUAUUGGCUGAAGAUAUUGCAUUCUAUGCACGGGGUUUGUUUUCUUCUCCCGACUCCUCUAAUUAUUUGUCAACGUUGACUUGGACUGGGAAUGGGGCUUACAUCUUCGCACGAGUGGACGCUGCCAGUUGUUUCUACGUCAAGAGGAUGAGCAAGCAGCAGUUGGAUGAUCAUGGUUCUUAUCCCGAUUGUUUGGAAGCCUACUCCGCCGCCGCGGUGGAACUAAUUCAACUACCUUGUCGCCAAGUCUUCCAUGAACAUUGCAUACUUUCUUGGUUGAAGAACGCAGCGACAUGUCCCAUCUGUCGCCGCCAGCAUCCACAACCACUGCAUACUCUCUUGGUAGAAGAAAGCCGCCACAUGUCCCAUCUGCCGUCGCCAGCUUCCACGAACACUGCAUAUUCUCUUGGUUGAAGUAGAAGUAGGCCGCCACAGGUCAAAUCUGCCGCGGCCAAUUCUAGGGCUCCACUUGGGUUUUCUCACUCUUUGUAUUGUAAAGAGUAAAAAGGGGAAAGCUUCCCAAAUAAGAA